Messenger RNA from Cynara cardunculus var. scolymus (artichoke), 1633 nucleotides. RefSeq names its product E3 ubiquitin-protein ligase SIS3-like. The transcript is spliced from 10 exons. Bases 140 to 1330 code for a protein of 396 amino acids. Gene Ontology annotation, molecular function: ubiquitin-protein transferase activity. The record is from RefSeq and is a predicted model, not a curated record. Gene Ontology annotation, biological process: sugar mediated signaling pathway. NCBI's taxonomy places the organism in Eukaryota, Viridiplantae, Streptophyta, Magnoliopsida, Asterales, Asteraceae.
UCACCAUUUAUCUCGGUCGAUUGUUCUUCGAAUUCACUGAUUCACUUAUCGAAAUCAGUUCUAUUUACCUUGGAAAUGAGUGUUUUUAAUCGAUUAUUGGUAGUGAAUCUUAGGUUUUGCCGCUAGAUUAUCUUCAUCCAUGGCGAUCAGAGGCAUACACUUCAAGUGGUACGAUGGAUUUUUUCUAUCAAUGCUUGCGUUUAGUAUAGUCAUGGUUCUUUUGAGUUGGAAGCGCUACUAUCUUUGUAAAUUCCCGUUGCAUCUGUGGAUAGUGGUUGAUUACGGUGUUGUCUUUGUUUUUCGCCUCUUGAUGUUUGUAGACAAUGCUCUUGCAGCUGGAAUGGGAUUGGAUUAUGGUCGGCAGCAAAGAGAUGCUUGUUUUCUUGGAAGAGUAGUGAUUCUAUCCAUCCUCUAUGUUGUGCUCUAUCCAUUUCUCUGGGCAUGGAGUAUUAUGGGAAGUGUAUGGUUCACUAGUGCGCAAACCUGUUUGCCUGAAAAGAAUCAGAAAUGGGGUUUUCUUGUAUGGUUGAUUUUCAGCUACUGUGGACUCAUUUGUCUUGCUGGCUAUGUAGUGAAUAAGUGGUUAACAAGAAGAAAAGCUCAUUUGCAACGUGCCCAACAGGGGAUCCCUAUUUCCGGUAUUUCCGAAUAUGGGGUGUUGGUAGACAUGAUUCGUCUACCAGAUUGGGUGUUUGAAACUGCUGCUCAAGAGAUGAGAGCCAUGGAACAAGAUACCACCCCACAUCAUCCCGGACUUUACUUAUCUAGCGCCCAGAGGCAAGCAUUGGAGGCAUUAAUUCAGGAACUUCCAUUGUUCUCGCUGAAAGCUGUUCCAACUGACUGUAGCGACUGUCCGAUUUGUUUGGAGGAGUUCCAUGUCGGGGAUGGGGUUCGUGGCUUGCCUUGUGCUCAUAACUUCCAUGUGGCAUGCAUCGAUAAAUGGCUUAUGUUAAACACAAAAUGCCCUCGAUGCCGGUGUUCCGUCUUUCCCAACCUUGAACUAAACGAUCUGCCUAACAUCCCGCCUGAUCCCGACCGUUCAUCAACUCUCUCAACAACACAACACGCUCAAACUCAACCUAUUAGCCAGAGUUACCUUUCGAGAAUGCAGAGUUUUCUCCUCCCAAUCCGCUCAGGGAAUGCAACAUCCUCCACCAGCACCGCCGCCACCGCCACUGCCGCCACCGCCGCCACCACCACCUUCAACUCCAGCACCAAUUCCGAACCCAGCAUCGAUAAUGAUUCUGAUGUCACUUUGGAAAUCGCGGAAAAUGGAGGCCAAGCAUCCGAGAGUCACGAUCCACACACAAGUGUAGAGCGUGUACAAUGACCGUUUUUGGACAGUCCUACCGGCUUUAUUAAUAAGGGUAAAUUUAUAACGUCCUUUUACAGGGUCUGAGUUUUAGAAAAUGCUCGAGAUUUGUUCGGCCCCUUUACCUGAAGUUUUUUCAUCACUUGUUUCAUUUGUUGGUGUAAUACAAACAAUCGUUUUGUUUAUCACCGAAGGUUCGGUGUUCUUUUCUGUGAAUAUUUGUUGUGUUUUUCAUUUGAAGGUUCCGUGUCUUUUGCCGUGAAGGUCUGGUGUUUUACUGAGAAGGUUCGGUGAGAUAAAGAAAAGCUCAACUAAGGGCCC